Molecule: messenger RNA, 3414 nt
Organism: Coregonus clupeaformis (lake whitefish)
Lineage: Eukaryota; Metazoa; Chordata; Actinopteri; Salmoniformes; Salmonidae
Gene: tada2b
Product: transcriptional adaptor 2B
Exons: 2
Coding region: 34-1479 (481 amino acids)
Biological process (GO): chromatin remodeling; regulation of transcription by RNA polymerase II
Cellular component (GO): SAGA-type complex; nucleus
Molecular function (GO): transcription coactivator activity; zinc ion binding; chromatin binding
Source: RefSeq, a predicted model, not a curated record
UGCUGCUUCCAACAACAAGCAGAAGCCAGCAACAUGGCCGACCUAGGAAAGAAGUAUUGCGUAAACUGCCUUGCAGACGUUACGAAUCUGCGGCUUCGCUGUACUGACUGCCCAGAUAUCGAACUAUGUCCGGAGUGCUUCUCCGCGGGUGCAGAAAUCGGUAAUCACCGGCGAUGGCACGGUUAUCAGCAAGUCGACGGCGGGCGCUUCACCCUCUGGGGUCCCGAAGCGGAGGGAGGAUGGACUAGCAGGGAAGAGCAGUCGCUACUCGAUGCGAUCGAGCAAUAUGGCUUUGGAAACUGGGAGGACAUGGCCACUCAUGUAGGGGCGUCUCGGACCCCCCAGGAGGUCAUGGACCACUACGUCAGCAUGUACAUCCAUGGCAACCUGGGCAAGGCCUGCAUCCCCGACAGCAUCCCCAACCGGGUGACGGACCACACCUGCACCAGUGGCGGCCCCCUGUCCCCCAGCCUCACCAUCCCCCUGCCUCCCCUGGACGUGACCCUGGCCGAGCAGCAGCAGCUGGGCUACAUGCCACUCCGCGACGACUACGAGAUGGAGUACGACCAGGAGGCGGAGAAGCUCAUCAGCGGCCUGUCGGUCAACUACGACGAUGAAGACGUGGAGAUCGAGAUGAAGCGCGCGCAUGUGGACAUGUACGUGCGCAAGCUCCGCGAGCGCCAGCGCCGCAAGAAUGUGGCCCGUGACUACAACCUGGUUCCCGUCUUCCUAGGCCGCGACAAGAAGGAGAAGCCGGGCACGCUGGGAGUUGUAGGUGGUGGUAGUGGCGUCGUCGGAGCGGUGGGGAGCCUUCCGACGCCAACUGCUCCCGUGGUGACACCGGGAGCUCCAGCCGGCCCGACAGUUCCCAAGCGUAAGAUCCCCAAGGAGGAGAAGGAGCAGCGGCUCAAGUUGCGGGGGAUGUGCCAGUUCAUGGCUCAGCGGGAGUUUGAGGACUUGUUUGACAACAUGCACAAGGAGCGCGUGCUGCGGGCCAAAGUACGAGAGCUGCAGCGCUACCGCCGCAACGGCAUCACACGACUGGACGAGUCGGCCGAAUACGAGUCGGCGCGGCACAAACGGGAGAAACGCAAGGAGAACAAGAGCGUAGCUACCUCGAAAACGGGCCGGGGCGGAGGGCUCAGUACAGGAGGAGGAGGGCUUGGCGGAGGGACAGGAGGUGGCGGAGCGGGCGGUGGUGUCAUCAAAGAGGAGGGCAAGGAUGGCGAGUUCCCGGCCAUAGAGAACCUGGCGGGCUUCGAGCUGCUGUCGGACCGGGAGAAGGUGCUGUGCAACUCGCUCAACCUCAGCCCCACGCGCUACCUGACCGUCAAGACAAUCAUCAUCAAGGACCACCUGCAGAAGAGCCAGGGCAUCCCCUCCAAGAGCCGCCUGCCCAGCUACCUAGACAAGGUGCUCAAGAAACGCAUUCUCAGCUUCCUCACAGAGAGCGGCUGGAUAUCCCGGGACGCAUCCUAACCAUCCAUUGGGUUUGUAGGGACUGGGACGCGUCCUAACAAUGUGUGUAUGGAGUUUGUGGGGACUAAGGAUUGUAGAGGGACGAUGACUCUGUUCUCCGUUGGAUUGUUGCGUCUCUGUGUCUUGUUAUAAACAAUGUGAGAUGUGCAAGUCCCUAAGCACCAGAUGGACCAAGCUACUGAAUUUUACCACCUUUUGUCAAGUUCUGACCCAAGUCGUCGACCACAGGACUGUUUGUGAAUAUGUACAUUGCAAAGGAUUUCCCCUUUCUUAAAAAAAAAGUUUGGAUACCAUUUACAGGAGAGCGUGGAACAAAUAUAUAUUUUUGCAUUUGAAUCCCUAUGAAUGAUAAUGUAUUCGUAUGGGUAGAUUAUACAUUAUCGUUAUUGCAGUGAAUGAUCGCCUAAAACUACUGGGCAAACCAGACAACACUGUUUUUCAAAGCUGUUCUCAAAGUAUAAAUCGUUGUGUAGUUUGCCUCCAGCUUCCUUUUAGCCUGGUCCCAGAUCAGUUGGUGCCAUCUUGCCAACUCCUAUGGUCAUUGGCAAGACGACACAAACAGAUCUGGGACCAGGCUAGCUUUCUUUAGGUUAGGAUGUUGUUUUGGAGAGCACAGGUUAGUGCCUAUUCAAACAGCAAUACAGUCACACUGUGUUGGAAAGCAGGGGGUAUCAUCAUAUUCUUACCAUGAAGUGAUGGCCUGCAAAGAAUACAGGGGUCAGUAUUUGCCAGCUGACGCUUUCAUAAAGCACUGUGGUAAUCCCCAUUAUGAUAGCCUUGUGGUGUGUCAGCCUCAGAAUGUGGCACUGUGAGGGGCAGGGGACAUAGCCUAACUCCACCCACUGCACGUUUUCUGAUUCUAGUAGGCUAUUCACUCUACUGGACUUUAUGUUGACCUUUCCAAUAUUGCGAGCAAGAAGAAAAGAAAACGCUUUAAAUAUUGGCAUUAACCAACGACAUGCUAUCCUAAAGCACAAAUCACAAAAUUGCAUAUCUCUUUAAGUUUUUUCACCACCCCAUUUUAUCACUGGUUAAAAGUUUGCCUGCCCCUUGUUUGGGUGUUGUGGCGUUAACUGUGUCGGCCUGCCAGACUGUUUUUAGCCUCAAUGUGUGGUGCAUUAUGACCCGUUGCUUGGCGUUUUGUUUGCCAGUGUUCCAUCUAUUCAAAGGGAGUGAAGUCAUAUUCACAUUUUUUUGAAGACCUGCUUCAUUUUCUCCAUCUAUCUUCCUGGUUCAUUGUUUGUUUACAGUCACAGCAUUCAUAUAGGCUAGUGCAGUGGUUCUCAAAGUGGGGUUUGUGAAACUGAAUGGGGGAAAAAUACAUUUUUUGUUGAUGUUUAGAACCACUGGGUUAGUGUACACACAUGGCCUUGCAAGCACAAUAUCAAAGGGCUGAAAUAUUCUGGUACAAGAGGAAAGGACAACUGCCACAGAAAAGCACUGUUGGUAUUGGACAUCGAUGUUUUCCAUUAUGUAAAAUGUGUUUGUUCCAAGCACAGGUGCUUUAAAAUGUCCCCUGGUACCUUCUCUCUCUGAUGUCCAGUUAGCCUGUUUAAAAUGGAGAAGGUGAACUUCAGUAGGGAUGUGGGUUGGUUGUAUAGAAACAGUAUUGGAGUAUUACAUUGGACACUGUGAAAUAAUGUAACGAUUGCAUACGUAUAGGCCUUGAUAUUAGCAUUCCAUCAUAGUACAUUUACAAUGCUACAGGGGAAAUAAAAACGCUAUAUUUUUCUUCUCCAUAAGUUUCAGAGUAUCUAAAACCUGACACUGACAAGGCCCCUUGGUUCUCCCAUCACCUACUUGAAGAUGUAGAUUUUUGUCCCAUCAACCGGCGUAGUUUACAAUCAAAGACUACAUAUCUCCUUAUCUGGUUGAAGGCUAAAAAACAACUGUUCAAGGGUGUUAGUAUGUUCUGUAUUAAAAGUGAAAAUACUU